This is a messenger RNA of Eublepharis macularius, 520 nucleotides long. Its product is annotated as high mobility group protein HMG-I/HMG-Y-like. Gene Ontology annotation, cellular component: chromatin; nucleus. The transcript has a single exon. The record is from RefSeq and is a predicted model, not a curated record. NCBI's taxonomy places the organism in Eukaryota, Metazoa, Chordata, Lepidosauria, Squamata, Eublepharidae. The coding region runs from base 9 to 302 and encodes 97 amino acids. Gene Ontology annotation, biological process: regulation of DNA-templated transcription. Gene Ontology annotation, molecular function: DNA binding; transcription coregulator activity.
AAAAGAAGAUGAGUGAAUCCAGUGCAAAAUCAGGCCAACCUCUGGCUGCCAAACAGGACAAGGAUGUCUCUGAGAAGAGAGGACGAGGGCGGCCCAGGAAGCAGCCUCAGCAGGCACCCAGUGAGGCACCAGUCCCCAAGAGACCCCAUGGCAGACCAAAGGGGAGCAAAAACAAGGCGGCUACAAAGGGAAGGAAAGCUUCUGUAACAUCUGGGAGAAAACCUCAAGGCCGACCCAAAAAAUCAGAAAAGGAGGAAGAAGAGGUCAACAUUUCCCAGGAGUCAUCGGAAGAGGAACAGUGAAGAUAGUCAACUGAUUCUACCUCACAAUUCAGUUUUCCUAUUUUUUGUCAAGUUUUGGGACAGAGGAAGGAACAAAGAAUCCUUAUUCCUUUUCUGACCCCCCUACAUCCCUAGUGUUCUCACAGUUAAAAUAACAGCAACACUGGAAUACGGUGUGAAACAAAUCAGCCAUCACGUUUGUUGAUGUGUAAUGUUUAAAGGGAGAACAGUAUACUUUG